CCCCUCCCCCUCCAACAUGUUUUUCGUCCCCUUCAGUUCUCCGCUGCCUGCGACGCCAUAUUGUCGAGAAACACCCUUUCCCUAAAACGUCUGAAACACGAUCUCUGCCAGGAUGUUGUACCUAGAGGACUACCUCGAGAUGAUCGAGCAGCUACCCAUGGAUCUCCGCGACAGGUUUACGGAAAUGAGAGAGAUGGACCUGCAAGUGCAGAAUGCUAUGGAUCAACUAGAGCAGCGGGUUAAUGAGUUCUUUACUAAUGCAAAGAAGAACAAACCAGAAUGGAGAGAAGAACAGAUGGAAAUCAUUAAAAAGGACUACUAUAAAGCUUUAGAAGAUGCAGAUGAAAAAGUCCAGUUAGCCAAUCAAAUCUAUGACCUGGUCGAUCGACAUUUGAGGAAGCUGGAUCAGGAGUUGGCAAAGUUCAAAAUGGAGCUGGAGGCAGAUAAUGCUGGCAUCACAGAGAUCCUGGAGAGACGUUCGCUGGAGAUGGAUAGCCCCUCCCAACCUGUCAAUAACCACCACGUCCACUCACACACCACUGUUGAGAAGAGGAAGUACAGCACACCAGUCCACCACACUACUGAACAUGUACCAGAGAAGAAGUUUAAAUCAGAGGCCUUGCUGUCCACGCUCACGUCAGACGCCUCUAAAGAAAACACACCAGGCUGCAGAGUAAACAGCACGUCCUCCACUAACAACGUUUAUAGCGUCAACUCCUCCCAGUCGCUUUCCUCGUACAAUCUCAGCCCACUUCCUGCCGGGCCCGCCACAGGGGCGGGUGCCAUUACCAAUGCUGCAGCCCAGGCAGUGCUUGCCACCGCACAGAUGAAAGAGGGCAGGAGGACGUCCAGUAUGAAGGCCACUUACGAGGCUGUUAAAAACAAUGACUUCUUGAGUCGUGACUUUGCUCUGAGUCGUGACUCCAGCGGUUAUACGUCUUCUGCGCUGGCCAACACGCUUACACAACCACUCACAUCCAGCAACAACUCAGACUCCCGCGCAGGACGCAAGACCAAAGGGAACACAAAGUCUUCCAACCAUCAGUCCUCUUCAUCCUCCUCUUCCUCUUCUCUGUCAUCCUGCUCCUCAUCUUCAGCGCUGGCUCAUGAGCUCGUACAGACCACAGUCACAGAGACCGACACCAACAGUCAGGUGGACUGGACAUAUGACCCCAAUGAACCUCGAUACUGCAUCUGCAACCAGGUGUCGUACGGCGAGAUGGUCGGUUGUGAUAACCAAGAUUGUCCGAUCGAAUGGUUUCACUACGGCUGCGUGGGUUUGACCGAGGCGCCUAAAGGAAAGUGGUACUGUCCGCAGUGCACAGCGGCCAUGAAGAGGAGAGGAAGCAGACAUAAAUAAAUCCUGAAACGAUCGAUGACACCACCUGGGCCAGCCUCCGAAAACGACCGCCCCCCUUCACUAGAGACUCACCUGCAAAAACUCUCCAAGAUGCGGAGAGGUUCACCGAGUGUCCGUCUUACGUUGCCAUGCAAUCAGACUGUGUGUGUGCGUGCGUGUGUGUGUGUGUGUGUCACCCUAGGAUGGGAGUUUUAGCUGGUGAAUGUGUAAUUCCCAAGCACACACUGCCCUCCAAAUUAUUUUUAUGUUUUAUGUCUCCAUUUAUCAUUAUGGAGGGGUGCAAGGUGUUUUGGGGAGGCCUGUGUAUUUUAACAUUCAAGACAUUCCUUGACUCGCCAUGCACGAUGAUUCUUCGUGUUUGGCGGCCCCUGGCAGAGAAAAGUUUGGAUUGACGUGACGCCGACUGGGAAUUGUAGUCCAGAGCUGUGUGAUAGACUACAAACAUCAGACAUGUUCAGUUGGAGCUGGAAAAAAAUGAAUCCUGAUAUAAACAGAUGAUGAUGAUUGGUUAACAGUGAUAUAUUCACAGGAUUUGUGGGUAACGGAUAAAUGAUGUAUUCUGCUCCGCUUAAUUUGGCGAGGAGAUCUUAAUGUGUACCAUAGACGAAAUGAACAACGAUGACUUGUGUGUAUGUUUGUGUGUGUCUAGCCUGUACUGCACUGAUUUGGUGAUACAACAUUUUGAGAGAUGGAAAAGAAAACAAUAAAACGAUCAAUGACUUUUGGUA
Paramisgurnus dabryanus is the source of this 2088-nucleotide messenger RNA. RefSeq names its product inhibitor of growth family, member 3 (gene ing3). Gene Ontology annotation, cellular component: NuA4 histone acetyltransferase complex. NCBI's taxonomy places the organism in Eukaryota, Metazoa, Chordata, Actinopteri, Cypriniformes, Cobitidae. The record is from RefSeq and is a predicted model, not a curated record.